AUGAAGAAUCCGGAGCACGAGAGCGGCUACUUCGAGGACGGUAGCGACGUCGAGAUCACCGUCGAGGAAACGACCGUCGCCGAGGAAAGGAAGUACGGUUCGGCCUGUUACGGCCUAGCGAAGGCCAUCCACAGCCUCGACGUCAGGGACUCCAGCGAGCCAGUUUCCGAUGACUACGAGGACAGAUUCAAUAGAGUGAACCUGGCUGACAGUGGAGGCCAGAGGGUAGACAUGACGCACUUCGACUUGCUGAAGGUCCUCGGAACCGGAGCUUACGGAAAGGUGUUCCUGGUGCGAAAGAGGACUGGCACCGACGCUGGUCGUCUUUAUGCCAUGAAAGUCCUGAAGAAAGCGUCCAUCGUGCAAAAGAAGAAGACGACGGAGCAUACGAAGACGGAGCGACAAGUUCUGGAGGCCGUUCGAGACAGUCCUUUUUUAGUUACGUUGCAUUACGCCUUUCAGACGGACGCGAAGCUCCACCUGAUAUUAGAUUAUGUCAGCGGCGGGGAGUUGUUUACGCAUUUAUAUCAACGGGAACACUUCACCGAGGACGAAGUGCGGAUUUAUAUCGGUGAAGUUAUUUUGGCGCUAGAGCAUCUGCACAAACUGGGGAUCAUUUAUCGGGACAUCAAGCUGGAAAACAUUCUGUUGGAUCGCGAGGGCCACGUGGUGCUUACCGAUUUCGGGCUGAGCAAAGAGUUUCUGCCGCACGAAAGGGACAGCAACGCUCGUGCCUACUCGUUUUGCGGAACUAUCGAGUACAUGGCACCGGAAGUGGUACGAGGGGGCUCCGCGGGCCACGAUAUUGCGGUCGACUGGUGGAGUGUGGGCGUGCUUACGUACGAAUUGUUGACCGGUGCGUCGCCUUUUACGGUCGAAGGAGAGAAGAACACGCAGCAGGACAUCUCCCGAAGAAUCUUGAAGACCGACCCACCGAUACCCAGUCACCUAAGUUCGACGGUUCGGGACUUUAUACUCCGCCUUCUAGUAAAAGAUCCUCGGCAGAGGCUCGGCGGCGGGCCGGAGGACGCCAGAGAACUCAAAGAACAUCCGUUCUUUAAGAGGGCACCGUCUCCAUUUAGCUGGGGUUCUCUGGAGAGACGACAAAUCACUCCACCGUUUGUUCCCCGCAUCACCCACGAACUAGACACCAGCAAUUUCUCCGACGAGUUCACUAAAAUGAUCGCUGCCGAUAGUCCGGCUGUCGUUCCACCCAAUUACGAUAAAAUCUUCCGGGGAUACUCAUACGUGGCGCCCUCGAUACUGUUCGGGGAGAACGUGGUCAGUAAAGACAUAUUCAAAGAGGCCACGAAAGCCAGCACCGAGUCCCAGAGACCGUCCGCCUCGGAUGUCCUCGCAGUCCGGUUCGAGGAAUCGACCUUCUUCCAAACCUACGAACUCGAUCCACGCGAGGAGGCGCUGGGUGACGGUAGUUUCUCCGUUUGUCGGAAGUGCAGACACCGGAAAACGUUGCAGGAGUUUGCCGUGAAGAUUGUCAGUCGCAGAAUCGACUGCGGAAGGGAGGCUAGUUUGUUGCGAACCUGUCAGGGACACUCGAACGUGGUCAAGCUGAUCGAAGUCCAUCAGGACAGAGCGCACACGUAUUUAGUAAUGGAAUUGUUGUCCGGUGGCGAAUUGCUACGGAGGCCGAGGCCGUUCACGGAGCAACAGGCGAACAGAAUAAUGCGACAGCUGGCGUCCGCCGUGCGGUUCAUGCACUCCCGGGGCGUUGUACACAGAGACCUGAAACCCGAGAACAUUGUGUUUGUCCACAGCGGGGCGGACUCACCGGUGAAGAUCGUGGACUUCGGUUUCGCCAGGAUAAAACGUGGCUGCGAGCCUUUGCACACACCCUGUUUCACGCUCCCCUACGCAGCCCCCGAAGUAGUGGCCAGACAGGGUUACGAUCAAAGCUGCGACCUAUGGAGUUUGGGCGCCAUUUUGUACUCGAUGUUAUCCGGGAAGCCACUGUUUAGGACAGGCUCGCCGGAUCUGGUUACCAGGAUCAGAGCAGGGGAGAUUGACUUCGACGGCGACUCGUGGAAUCAUGUCUCCAGCCUGGCGAAACAAGUCGCCAAGGGUUUGUUGACCGUCGAUCCAAACAAAAGACUGACCGCGAGCGGCUUGGCGAAUCAUCCGUGGCUAGCCGAGUCGUCCAGUACUUCCGUCGACAUGAUCACACUCGACAUCAGCACGAAUGCCUGUUUCCUGGAGAAGCCGGAUGGCUUCCGGUUGCGAGAGGUAGACGGGGCGCGACUGGCCCAGAGGAGGAAGCUGCACAAACGCUCCACAUCCAGUUCCGUGUCCUCCUCCGCGUCCACUACAUCCAUUUCCGUAUACUCCUCCCCGUCCACCACAUCCUCAAGCCCCUCUGUACAACUGAUACGACCUCCCAGCGCCGCGACGAAUCUCGCCGCUUCCGCCUCGCCGGCGCAACCCAGCGCAUUCGACUUCGGCGAGGACAAGGUGAAUGAAUAUCUGAGCUCCUUGUCGUCGUCCUCCGACUCGAACUCGCCGAGGAUCAUGCAACAGGAGGCGCCCAAGAAACGGCGCAAACGCGACGGCGACGACGACGAGUCCAAGCCGAAACGGCACAAAAGACACGACGGGGACAGUGAGGUUUAUAAGAGCAGGAUCGGUCCGGUGACGAGGUCUAGGAAGAGAAAGUUGGAAGAACAGACUGUGAACAGUGCGGAUGGCCAGUCCGAGUCUGAGGGAUCGCAGACAGACUCAAGGGACGUCCAUCGGAAACAGAAGGCCGGCAAACGGCCCAAACGACUCGCUACUAUCAUAGUGGAGUAGAUCGUGUUCCCCAUUUCGAAUCGGUUCGGCAGUCUCGCACCUCGUGUCUCCUAUAUGCAUUUGUCACGUGAUGAUGCUGUUGUAACGUUGCUGCCUUCGAAGCUCACGCGCGAGCGAACCAUUGCGUCAUUCCUAUGUCCGGAACUUGGCCCAGGGAGACCAUUUUAGCAUUUCGUGCGCGUUCGUCCGGUGUUCCGUUACGAAAACACGCUUCCGUUUGGACGAUCGAUAUUCCCAUACUAAUGGGUAUAUGGAUUACUUAGGGUACAUACUAUUGCACCUUGGUACAUAAUGUAAAAGAAGGAUGACCACAGGUUUUGAAUAGAUAUAUUGC
Dufourea novaeangliae is the source of this 3136-nucleotide messenger RNA. RefSeq names its product ribosomal protein S6 kinase alpha-5. Bases 1 to 2802 code for a protein of 933 amino acids. The transcript is spliced from 6 exons. NCBI's taxonomy places the organism in Eukaryota, Metazoa, Arthropoda, Insecta, Hymenoptera, Halictidae. The record is from RefSeq and is a predicted model, not a curated record. Gene Ontology annotation, molecular function: protein serine/threonine kinase activity; ATP binding. Gene Ontology annotation, biological process: protein phosphorylation; regulation of DNA-templated transcription.